GCACUGCCAAUUACAUGCACCAGGCCUGCCAGGGGCCAGGGCACGCUGUUAGAGCAGCUUAUCGAUAAGCCCGGCUGCGCGGCUGGGGCAAAUCGCCCUCGAACAAUUCUUUGGCCUUGACAUCACCGGAACUCGCCAGCCUCGUCCAAGCGAGCCUGAAGCAAAGAUGUUGCGCUCAUGUAGCUCGCGUUUGCCCGCAAGGCUGCACGGCCUCGCGAAACCUCACACCAUCAGUGCCAGGCCAUCAUCAUUCCUAACAAGGUCCUUGGCCACCGUCGCCCCUCCUCCCGCUGCGCGAGAACCCACGGAGCUGAGCGACAUCACUACACUCCCAAAUGGCAUCCGGGUUGCCACAGAAGCCCUGCCAGAUGCCUUCUCGGGCAUGGGCGUCUACAUAGACGCCGGCUCGCGGUACGAGAACGCAUACUUGCGCGGCGCAAGCCACAUCAUGGACCGGCUGGCCUUCAAGUCCACCUCGACACACUCGGCCGACGAGAUUCUAGAACAAGUCGAAAACCUCGGUGGGAACGUGCAAUGUGCGUCCUCACGAGAAUCCAUGAUGUACCAGGCCGCCACAUUCAACACCGCCAUCCCCACAGCGGUUGGCCUGCUCGCCGAAACAAUACGGGAUCCCAAGCUCACGGAAGAGGAGGUGCAGCAACAACUGCUCACCGCCGAGUAUGAGAUCACCGAGAUCUGGUCAAAGCCAGAGCUCAUCCUGCCCGAGCUGGUCCACACGGCGGCCUUCAAGGACAACACCCUUGGCAACCCUUUGCUCUGCCCGCAGGACCGCCUCGGCGCCAUCGACAGGAAUGUCAUCCAGGCCUACAGGAACGCUUUCUUCAGGCCAGAGCGCAUGGUGGUCGCCUUCGCCGGAGUACCUCACAGCGAGGCCGUCAGGCUGGCCGAACAGCACUUUGGUGACAUGCAGGGCCCCGAGCUGCCGGCAGUCUCAGACGCUGCAUCCGAGGCCUCAUCGGCAUCCGAGACGAGCUCGCAGACCAGCGACUCUGCCGCGUCGUCUGCGUCCUCCUUGUCCUCCGGGUCGCCCCAGCAGUCCUCCAAGCUCCUCUCCAAAAUACCCUUCUUGAAGAAUCUCUCCACGUCGGCACAACACAACGCCUCCAUCGCCUCGUCCCCUUACAUUCCCAUCUCUGGCGAGGACCUUAGCCGCCCCGCCAGAUACACAGGUGGCUUCCUCUCCCUCCCCACCCAGCCGCCUUCUCCCAACCCCAUGAUGCCCGCCUUUACACACAUCCACCUUGCUUUCGAGGGUCUUCCCAUCUCUUCGGAUGACAUCUUCGCCCUCGCCACUCUGCAGACCCUUCUCGGAGGCGGCGGCUCCUUCUCAGCUGGAGGCCCAGGCAAGGGCAUGUACUCCCGCCUCUACACCAAUGUCUUGAACCAAUACGGCUGGGUCGAGUCGUGCGUCGCUUUCAACCACAGCUACACCGACAGCGGUCUGUUCGGCAUCGCCGCGUCCUGCUACCCGGGUCGAACGGCCAAGAUGCUCGAGAUCAUGUGCCGGGAACUCCGCGCCCUGACGCUCGACUCCGGCUUCUCCCGCCUGAACCAAGUCGAGGUCACCCGCGCCAAGAACCAGCUGCGGUCCAGCCUGCUCAUGAACCUCGAGAGCCGCAUGGUCGAGCUCGAGGACCUGGGGAGGCAGGUCCAGGUCCACGGCCGCAAGAUCCCAGUGCGCGAGAUGACCAGGAGGAUCAGCGAGCUCACGAUCAACGACCUGAAGCGCGUGGCCAAGAUGGUUGUCGGUGGCAUGGUCAACAACCGCGGCCGAGGGAGUGGCGCGCCGACAGUGGUGCUGCAGGAGGCCGAGGCCCCGGGUACCACAACAAGGACGCUGUCAUGGGACGAGAUCCAGGACACGAUUCACCGGUCUGGACUGGGGAGGCAUGGUUAGUGGGACAGUGAAUAUGGCUUUUGUCGCCACGGAUUCGGGUCGUUGUACCCAACACUCUACUCGGGAGGCUACACGAAAUGAGUUUCCCCAGGACUAAAGUGGCAAGGCGAAACUCGCCUCCUUUCUCAGAGAGAGGUAUGCCUUGAUUCUGGCGCCUAAUAAUCGCAAAGAUCCACCGGAAGGACGUCCAAGGCUUUUGGACAAUACGUGUAAAAUAGACUAGACACCAUAUCUCAAUGUAUACAAGGUCAUACAUGUUGCCGAUUCGCAGUGUUGUUUGAUGAUUCUCCCCAUGAUGAGAG
Messenger RNA from Diaporthe batatas, 2220 nucleotides. RefSeq names its product mitochondrial-processing protease subunit alpha. Bases 167 to 1918 code for a protein of 583 amino acids. Gene Ontology annotation, cellular component: mitochondrion. The record is from RefSeq and is a predicted model, not a curated record. Gene Ontology annotation, molecular function: metalloendopeptidase activity; metal ion binding. NCBI's taxonomy places the organism in Eukaryota, Fungi, Ascomycota, Sordariomycetes, Diaporthales, Diaporthaceae. The transcript is spliced from 2 exons.